Thunnus maccoyii (southern bluefin tuna) is the source of this 5045-nucleotide messenger RNA. RefSeq names its product E3 ubiquitin-protein ligase RNF19A-like. The record is from RefSeq and is a predicted model, not a curated record. The coding region runs from base 279 to 2948 and encodes 889 amino acids. NCBI's taxonomy places the organism in Eukaryota, Metazoa, Chordata, Actinopteri, Scombriformes, Scombridae. Gene Ontology annotation, cellular component: ubiquitin ligase complex; cytoplasm. The transcript is spliced from 9 exons. Gene Ontology annotation, biological process: ubiquitin-dependent protein catabolic process; positive regulation of proteasomal ubiquitin-dependent protein catabolic process; protein polyubiquitination. Gene Ontology annotation, molecular function: ubiquitin conjugating enzyme binding; zinc ion binding; ubiquitin protein ligase activity.
GUUGCAUCAGUUUCACAGCAGGUGACCCCCCCCCCUCCGCCAAAAUCCGGCUAUUAGAUGUGACCACGAGGUUGAUCAGGAGAAGCCACCAUGUCUUAAACGCAGACGGGCCCUCCGGAGCCCUGUCCCCCCACCCUGGACCACCCUCCCCCUCCCCCAUCCACCACCUUACCCCUUCUCCCAGCCCUAUCCCACUCCCAGACCUCCCUGCACAUGUGAGGGACAGGCUACCCAGCCCUGGCUCCCCGCUGGCACACCCCUCCCCUCCCUCCGGAGAGAUGAGCUUGCAGAAGCACCAGCAGUUGGGUGGUGGUAGUGGUGGGGUGAUGGGCUCUGACAGGGACCUGCAGUCCACUGCCUCCUCCAUUUCCCUGCCCUCUGUGAAGAAGGCCCCCAAGAAGAGACGCCUCUCCCUGGCCUCUCUUUUCAGACGGCGAGGACGGGAGCCCAAAUCAGGGCGCCAAAGGUCUCGAGAGCUCCAGUACCCUGGACCCGGAGGGCUGGGAGGGGUGGAUGGCAUCGCCAGCAUCGAGAGCAUCCACUCUGAGAUGUGUAAUGAUAAGAACUCUGCCUUCUUUUCUGUGGCUGGGACCGGAGCUGCCUCUGCUGCUGCUACUGCUGCUGCCUCCACCUCAUCUGCCUCAGGGCCUUCUUUCUCCACUUCCUCCUCCACCUCCUCCAAGGUGGGGGGUGGGGUGGGGACAGAGCUACUGGAGUGCCCGCUGUGCCUUCUGCACCACUCCAGGGAGAGCUUCCCUGACAUCAUGACCUGUCACCACCGCUCCUGCAUUGAUUGCCUGCGCCAGUACCUGCGCAUCGAGAUCUCAGAGUCACGUGUCAACAUCAGCUGCCCCGAGUGCUCGGAGCGCUUCAACCCGCACGACAUCCGCAUGAUCCUGGGUGACCGGGCGCUCAUGGAGAAAUACGAGGAGUUCAUGCUGAGGAGGUGGCUGGUGGCUGAUCCUGACUGCCGCUGGUGCCCUGCGCCGGACUGUGGGUAUGCGGUGAUCGCCUUCGGGUGUGCCAGCUGUCCCAAGAUCACGUGCGGCAGGGAGGGCUGCGGUACGGAGUUCUGUUACCACUGUAAGCAGCUGUGGCAUCCCAACCAGACCUGUGAUGCAGCACGACAGCAGAGAGCCCAGAGCCUCCGCCUGAGGACCGUUCGCUCAUCCUCCCUCAGCUACAGCCAAGAGAGCGGAGCUGCAGCUGAUGACAUCAAACCAUGUCCACGCUGUGCUGCUUACAUUAUCAAAAUGAAUGACGGCAGCUGUAACCACAUGACCUGCGCUGUCUGUGGGUGUGAGUUCUGCUGGCUCUGCAUGAAGGAGAUCUCAGACCUGCACUACCUGAGUCCGUCAGGCUGUACUUUCUGGGGGAAGAAGCCAUGGAGCAGGAAGAAGAAGAUUCUGUGGCAACUGGGAACACUUGUGGGUGCCCCCGUUGGCAUAGCACUCAUCGCCGGCAUAGCUAUCCCCGCCAUGAUUAUUGGCAUCCCUGUAUACGUGGGAAGGAAGAUCCAUAACCGCUAUGAAGGCAAAGAUAUCUCAAACCACAAGAGGAAUCUGGUGAUCGCUGGUGGAGUGACACUCUCUGUCAUUGUGUCUCCAGUGGUGGCUGCAGUCACUGUCGGCAUUGGAGUUCCCAUCAUGCUGGCUUACGUCUACGGUGUGGUGCCCAUCUCGCUGUGCCGUAGUGGAGGUUGUGGUGUCUCAGCUGGGAAUGGCAAAGGAGUUCGCAUAGAGUUUGAUGACGAGAAUGACAUGAAUGCUGGCAGUGGGGCAGCUGCCACUGAUACUACAUCAGUGGCAGACACCAGGAACAACCCCAGUAUAGGUGAAGGCAGUGUUGGGGGUCUGACAGGCAGUCUUAGUGCCAGUGGAAGCCACAUGGACCGACUGGGGGCCAUCAGGGACAACCUGAGUGAGACAGCCUCCACCAUGGCCCUGGCUGGAGCCAGCAUCACCGGCAGCCUGUCUGGCAGUGCUAUGGUCAAUUACCUAAACAGGCUGGAGGUACAGGCUGAUGUGCAGAAGGAGCGUUGCAGUCUCAGUGGUGAGUCUGGCACUGUCAGCCUGGGUACAAUCAGCGACAACGCUAGCACCAAAGCAAUGGCUGGAUCCAUUCUUAAUGCCUACAUGCCUCUUGACAGAGAUGGGAACAGUAUGGAAGUCCAGGUCGACAUUGAAUCCAAACCCGGUAAACUACGGCAUCACAGUGGCGGCAGCAGCGUGGAUGAUGGCAGCCACGUAGGCCGCUGUGGCUGGACCUGCCCCUCCAACGGCUGCACCUCCUCAGAGGGCAAAGGAACCUCCACCAAGUGGGCCAAAGAGGCAUCCUGCUCGUCCUCUUCCAGCUCGGGGGGCAAAAAGAGCAAAGGCAAACUGCGCAAGAAAGGCGGCGGAGGCACCAAGAUCAAUGAGACACGGGAGGACAUGGAUGCUCAGCUGCUGGAGCAGCGCAGCACCAACUCCUCAGAGUUCGACUCUCCUUCUCUGAGCGGCAGCCUGCCCUCGGUGGCUGACUCCCACUCCAGCCACUUCUCCGAGUUCAGCUGCUCCGAUCUGGAGAGCAUGAAGACGUCCUGUAGCCACGGCUCUGGUGGAGGUGACUACCACACUCGCUUCGCCACCGUCAGCCCUUUACCUGAGGUGGAGAACGACCGCCUUGAGACCUGCCCGGCUUCCUCGUCCUCAUCCCAGGGACAAGGAGCUGUGAUCACUCCCCACUCCCCCACCUCCACCACCUCCUCCCUGGGCCACGGUGCAGAGCUCUCCCCUCUCUGCUUCAUCACAGAGGAGAAUGUCAACCUGGUGUGCCCCGCUGACCUGGACUCUCACAGCAACACCGGAGAGCUGCUAAAAGAAACCAACAACAACCACCAUCAACCACACCAACCAACCCAAACCCAGCAGCAACCCAAGAACUCCUGUAUACAGACUGACAUAUAAAAUCUCAAUACCUUAAGUGCUGCACAGACGCUCUGUUUUUAUUUAACAUCUUUUCCUCCACGAAACUAACAAUCCUAGUUUACAGUUUAACCUGCAUUAUCUGUUAUUCCCUUGUAAAGGGGACAUGUUACUUUGGGAUCAAUGUCUUCAUAAAAAGCAACCUUUGAGUAAAGAAGGGGACCUGUGUGUCCACUGACUGUCAGUAAGCUUGUUAGGAGUAUUGAGAGGUUUUCACAAUGCAGCCAUGUGAGAAAUGUUAAGGUUGUGAAUGCUGGUGUUUCUGCUGUGCGACCCGCAGACUGCUGACACACUUUCAAUAGUUCACCACCACUUGUAACGGAGAGCAGCCCCCUGAUUUGGUCGCCGUCAUAUUGAUAUGUGUAGGUUUAAAUAAAACCACUGUGCCAGUUUUGCAAGUAUUUGAUUUUUGGCUCUUCAAUGCAGAUGCAACACCAUGCAGGAAUCUUAAUGUUACAGCUUUCCAAAAGUGAACUCAAACAGGGACCAGGCAAUAUGAUUCACAACUCCUUUUUUUCCCCAGAUUGACUUAUAAGUAAAAGAGGAACCUUGUGUUCUUUUCUGUAAUUAUUUGAAAAAAUAAAAAGAUUUUUUUUUUUGUUUUUUAGUUUGAAAGAAACCCUCUAAUGUAUAAUUUUGAGGCCCAGGCUCAACAUCCAAAAUCACUUUAGCACUAAAAUCAACCUGUAACACAACUGAGAUUCUCUUCAGAUGGAUGCACAUAGCUGUAUUCCCAUUUUGGAAGAUGGUGUUCGACAGCUUUUUAGCAACUUGGUGACCACUGAGUUUAGACCUAUAGCCCAAAACUAUCAGCGUGCUUUCAGUGCUAAGAUGGCUUUGGAAGCUCCGGCCUUUUUGCUCAUUUUGUUCUGUGGAAAGCUUGUGAUGAUAUGUUGGGGGGAGGGAGGGUGAGGGUUGAUGGAAGCAGAUUUGAGAAAGAGGUCUCUGGAAGGCCACGGUUAUCAAGAUAAUGCUGAAAGUCAUUAUAAUACCAUUAACCAAUGGGUUGGUCAAUUCUGUGAAAUUGUAUAAAGAAAAUGUUUUGUCCUGUUCAAAGGUGAUUUAUUCAGGCUGAUGGUCUCGCCUCACUGAGUAAGAGAGAGCUUUGAUAUCUUUCUUUGUUAACUCAUGGUGCCUUCAAGAAGCUGUUUGUGUUCUGUUUGUCUCUCUCUCUCCACUGUGUCUUCAAGACUUCAAACAAAAACAACAGCAACUCAUUCUAGAUAGCAGAAUGUCUGUCUGUGUAGGAGGGACGCUCUCAUGGUAUUCAUUCACAUACACAUCAUACUGUGGUAGACAUGGUAAAUGAAGACUUUUCAAUUGCCUACCAAAGACAGCACUCAGGCUCUUGUUAAAUCUUAUACCUUUGACUUGUCACCUGUAAACAUCGUAUGGUGCAUCCUUUUUACACCAUGGGGAUGAAUGAAGACAAGACCCAGGAUGAUACAGACAUGCAGACUGCUGUUUCAUACACGCUUCACAAACGCUACGCAAAUAACUGAGGCCGCAGAACGGCUCAAGGCACCUGCACUGUUAUCCGUAUUUCUUAUUAUAUUGAUGCUCUGCAAUGCACAAGGUUAAUAGGAAUGCAUAGGUAUGUUAUGGGUUAUCUUCCCUAUUGAUUUGUCCUGCGAUUCCUGUUUGUGUUGCCAAUCGGUGCUGCUGAGCAGACUUGAAGUCAAAUUCUGUUUUUCAAGUGUUUGCUUAAGCCUGUCUUUACUGCUCAGUGGUCCACUUUAUUGAGGCCACUGAGUCAGCUCAGGUGAACCUCUACCAGGUAGGUAAAAGCAUCUUGAAUGGUAUUUUCACCCUGGUCUGUUACUGAAUGAACACUCAAUUUGGUUCAGUGGAUAAGGCUAAAUGCUGCAGUCCUCCCCGCAUUAAAGCAAAUGUCAUUUUGUUCUUCCUCCCUGGUUCUGUUUCUCAUUCAUCACCAAAACUCCAGUUUCUUGAUCCUAAUUUGAACACUAGUGCCAGAUAUAAAUGCAGAAUGGCAUAAGGUAUUUGUAUAUUUGUUUGGUAAUUUGCUUUACUAUAUGCGUGUAAAUGCAUAUCAGAAAAAUAAAAAAAUAUAUGAAA